Molecule: messenger RNA, 4295 nt
Organism: Amphiprion ocellaris (clown anemonefish)
Lineage: Eukaryota; Metazoa; Chordata; Actinopteri; Pomacentridae
Gene: faf1
Product: Fas (TNFRSF6) associated factor 1
Exons: 19
Coding region: 257-2281 (674 amino acids)
Cellular component (GO): endoplasmic reticulum; nucleus
Molecular function (GO): ubiquitin binding; NF-kappaB binding
Source: RefSeq, a predicted model, not a curated record
UCCGUACCGUAAAGAGCAGUGUGCUAGCUGAGCAUAAUGCUAAGUGAAGACUGCGACGCUACUUUCCUGAAUUCUGUCCCCCUGAGGCCGUUUAAUCCCCAGAAAGGCUCGCAUUUACAACCUGCAGGCCUUCCUCUGCGCGCCACGUCUGAAUAACCGGUUUUAUUGGUUCCAGAGUCUUUCUGAGAGGCGACAAAGCGACGAGAGCCGCUGGAAGAAGACGCUAAAGCUAACCCGCUUUCAGCCAGUCAUCGCCAUGGCCUCCGGGAGCAGCGACAGUAGUAUGGAUAGAGAGAUGAUUCUGGCUGAUUUCCAGGCUUGCACAGGAAUUGACAACAUUGCAGAGGCAAUCACUCUGUUAGAGCUUAAUAACUGGGAUUUAGUGGCAGCCAUCAACGGGGUGAUACCACAGGAGAAUGGGAUCCUGCAAAGUAACUUUUCCAGUGAGGCGAGCCAGGCCAGCAUGUACGGACCUCUCAGCCACUCAGAAGCAGCCGAUGCAGCAGCAGGAGGCGCAGUUCCUCCUCCCUCUUCUUCAUCUUCAUCCUCUUCCCCUCCAUCGUCCUCGGCUUCAGCCUUCUGCCCCCUCAACUCCUCCUCCCGACACAUUGUAGAGCGUCAGCCCCGGAUGCUCAACUUCAGGGUGGAGUACCGGCAGCGCACUGUAGAACUGGUACUGGAGGAGGGCAGCACAGUCGGGGAAAUCAAACAAAUCCUCGAGACAGAGCUCGGUGUCCCAGUGUCCAAAAUGCAGCUGAAGGGAUGGAAGAGCGGCGAUGUGUCUGAUAGUACGGUGUUGAGAAGUUUACACCUGCCCAAGAACAACAGCCUGUAUGUCCUGACCCCAGACAUCGCUCCUACUGCCAGCACCAGCAAAAACAGUGCUCUCCAAGAGUCGUUAAACCAGAACUUCCUGCUGGUCAUUAGCCACCGUGAGACUCAGAGAGACUACAACCUCAACUUCCCCGGCUCCAGAACCAUACAGGAGGUGAAAAGGAAUGUUUCAGACUUGACUAACAUCCCAGUCCGGCAUCAGCAGUGGGAGGGAUGGCCUGCAUCAGCAUCUGAUGAUUCUAUGACACUAGCUCUCUCCGGGAUUAGCUACCCCUGCCAUCACCUCAGUGUUUGUCGAAGGUCCUCACCAGCCAACGCCCAGGAACCCACAGAAGAGUGCGCAGAUGUCCAUAUGAUCAGCGACAGCGAGGGGGAUGAUUAUGAAGAUGCGUCAGAAUUCGGUGUGGAUGAUACAGAGAUGUUCGGAAUGGGCUCCUCAAGCUGUCGGAAGUCACCCAUGAUGCCAGAGAACAGUGAGAACGAAGCUGAUGCCUUACUUCACUUUACUGCCGAAUUUUCUUCCAGGUAUGGAGAGACCCACCCGAUGUUCUUCAUUGGGUCUUUGGAGGCAGCAUCUCAAGAGGCCUUCUACGGCAAAGCCAGAGAUAGAAAGCUGCUCGCCAUCUACCUCCACAAUGACGACAGUGUUCUCAGCAACGUCUUCUGCUCCCAGAUGAUGUGUGCUGACUCCAUUGUCUCCUACCUGAGCCAGAACUUCAUCACAUGGGCCUGGGACGUCACAAAAGAAGCUAACAAAGCCAGACUACUCACCAUGUGCACGAGGCACUUUGGCAGUGUGGUGGCACAAACUAUACGGACAUACAAGACAGAUCAGUUCCCUCUGCUCCUUAUAGUCAUGGGAAAACGCACAUCCAACGAAGUUCUAAAUGUUAUUCAAGGCAAUACAACAGUGGAUGAGCUGAUGAUGAGGUUAAUGGGAGCAAUGGAGAUCUUCACAGCACAACAACAAGAGGACAUCAAAGAUGAGGACGAGCGCGAGGCAAGAGAGAUGGUGAAGAGAGAACAGGACGAGGCCUACCGUUUGUCUUUAGAGGCUGACCGGAAGAAGAGAGAAGCCCAAGAAAGAGAAGAAGCCGAACAGGUUCGCCUGGAACAGAUGAGGAAGGAGCAGGAGGAGGAGAAGGAGGCGAUCCGCUUGUCCCUGGAGCAGGCCCUACCUCCAGAGCCCAACGAAGAGUCAGGAGAGCAGAUCAGCAAACUGAGAAUCCGCACACCCAGCGGGGAGUUUUUGGAAAGGCGUUUCCUGGGCAGCUGUAAGCUCCAGGUCCUCUUCGACUUCGUGGCCUCCAAGGGAUACCCCUUCGAUGAAUUCAAGCUCCUCACCACCUUCCCCCGUAGAAAUAUCACCCAGUUGGAGCCAGGGUCGACCCUGCUGGAGGCCAAGCUGUUCCCACAGGAGACGCUCUUCCUGGAGGCUAAAGAAUAAGAAGCCGGGCCUCCGAUCGCUGAGAGGACCGACAGACUGAUGAACUGGCUGGACACACACUAGUCACCGAGCAUGGCCCCCCCACCUCCCAGUGUGGGCCUACAGUACACACACACACACACUCAGAAACACAACACCAACACACACUCAGACCUACAGAAACACAACACCAACACACACUCAGACCUACAGAAACACAACACCAACACACACACACUCAGAAACACAACAGGAACACACACUCAGACGUACAGAAACACAACAGGAACACACACUCAGACGUACAGAAACACACUGGCAUGCACGUCCAGUGAGACACAGUGCAGGUAAGCUUCUCUGCCCUCGGCCUGGGGGUGGAACAUGAAUGCCUAGAAGUGAACACAGAGGAGCAGAGACAGAAUCACAAGCACACCACAGCCAAACCUCCUCCUGCUUUCUCUUCUCCUCUCACACACUUCACCAACGUCACCAAACUGCUGGUUUUUCUCACGACACGGAACAGAAACGACUGAGUAGACAAAUCUUUGUCCCUGUUAAAAACAAAUAAAAACAAAAAAACCCAACAGAAACGAGGACUUGUUCCCUCCCCCUCAUCACACACCAGGCUGCUUUUUUAGAACAUGGCUUUGUGUUUGAAAUUUAAGAAAAUGUUUAAAAAAAAUAAAAAAUGUAAUAAAGUGAACAUCAAGAAGAGAUGUCGCCCUAUGAAGCCCAGCUGUCUCCUCUGCACCUGUACGGACCCCGUUAAACUCCCCCAUCCUCCUUCCUCCCCCGUUAAACUCCCCCAUUCCCCGGUUAACCUCCCCCAUCCUCCUUCCUCCCCCGUUAACCUCCCCCAUCCUCCUUCCUCCCCCGUUAACCUCCCCCAUCCUCCUUCCUCCCCCGUUAACCUCCCCCAUCCUCCUUCCUCCCCCGUUAACAUCCCCCAUCCUCCUCCCCCGUUAAACUCCCCCAUCCUCCUUCCUCCCCCGUUAAACUCCCCCAUUCCCCGGUUAACCUCCCCCAUCCUCCUUCCUCCCCCGUUAACCUCCCCCAUCCUCCUUCCUCCCCCGUUAACCUCCCUCAUCCUCCUUCCUCCCCCGUUAACCUCCCUCAUCCUCCUUCCUCCCCUGUUAACCUCCCCCCAUCCUCCUUCCUCCCCCGUUAACCUCCCCCAUCCUCCUUCCUCCCCCCGUUAACCUCCCCAUCCUCCUUCCUCCCCCGUUAACCUCCCCAUCCUCCUUCCUCCCCCGUUAACCUCCCCCAUCCUCCUUCUUCCUCCGUUAACCUCCCCAUCCUCCUUCUUCCUCCGUUAACCUCCCCCAUCCUCCUUCCUCCCCCGUUAACCUCCCCCAUCCUCCUUCCUCCCCCGUUAACCUCCCCCAUCCUCCUUCCUCCUCCGUUAACCUCCCCCAUCCUCCUUCCUCCCCCGUUAACCUCCCCAUCCUCCUUCCUCCCCCGUUAACCUCCCCCAUCCUCCUUCCUCCCCCGUUAACCUCCCCCAUCCUCCUUCCUCCCCCGUUAACCUCCCCCAUCCUCCUUCUUCCUCCGUUAACCUCCCCCAUCCUCCUUCCUCCCCCGUUAACCUCCCCCAUCCUCCUCCCCCGUUAAACUCCCCCAUUCCCCUGUUAACCUCCCCCAUGCUACUCCCCCGUCCUCCUCCCUCUGCACCCUCUCCGUCCGCUGUCCGAUGUGGGGAAGGCGGGGCCCGACGGGUCCCCGGCCACCUGGGGACCCGUCGGGACUCCAGGUGGCCCGUCGGGACUCCAGGUGGCCCGACGGGACUCCAGGUGGCCCGUCGGGACUCCAGGUGGCCCGUCGGGACUCCAGGUGGCCCGACGGGACUCCAGGUGGCCCGACGGCCUCCACUCUCCCUGGUUUUAACAUCCACUGCUCCACAAGCCAAUAGAUUGCUCCGUUUUCAUUUUUUUCCUUCUUUUUUUCUUUCUUUUUCCUCUUGAUCCUUUUUAAGUUUGAUGCUGUAUUAGUUUUAGUUUGAUAUACAUUAUAUAAAAUAUAUGAAUAUGAACAUCAA